AUGUCCAUACGCUCGACCGGCUCGUCAUCGCGCAAGGCGCGUCCCGAGUCGAUGAUUGUACUUCCUGGAGGAGGCCCGAUCAUUCUGGGAAUUGCCCUGGUCGACUUCAACCACUUGGUAGGACCAAAGAUUGAGUACUCCCGGGGAGACAUCUUUGAAGACGAAGAAGUCGCCAAGAUCUUGCCCUUCCUCGCACUGCCUGAUGGCGCGCACUUGAGUGCGGAGGAUUACUCCUACUUCCACCUUGUGCCCUCUGGCCCCAAACCCACGACGGUCUUCGGUAUAUCAUGUAAUCAACAAAUCGCCGCGUCCGCCCUUCUAGUCAAGAUGCCCGACGUAGUGCGGUCAACAGUACAGAAGGCAGUCGUCGUACUUGCGUCAAAGCCGAUCUUCGGUCCCAUACGCGACAAACUUGGUGUCGUAACCACAGCGCUCUUCAACCAACGCGACUUCACCGACCUGAGCAUCCUGGACGCAUUUGGCGAGUCACUGGAAGCUUCGAUACGAAGUCAAAUGACGGAGAGCGGGCUGUUGAUGGGGACUAGCCUCCGGGAGUUGGUGCACAAGUUCCGACAACGAACCUUAGUCCUCGUGAAGACCUUGAUACUGCAAAAACGAAUAAUGUUCAGCGGCUAUCCUGUCGAGCGACUUUGCACGUAUCAAUAUUCAUUGAUAUCGCUCAUCCCUGGCUUGCUGCAAACCCUCGAGGACUGCGGCUCUCCUCCCAUCGCUGCACGCGCCCCAACUCUCUCAAAGCCAACGUCAUUGAAGACAUCCGACCGCAAGAGCAUGAUGGCGUAUCUUGGCUUCCCGCUGGAUAUCUUCGGAAAGGACUCCUUCUUCCAACCAUACAUACCCUUGCAGCAAUUGGACAUGCUGAAAGAUACCCCGACCUGGCUCUGCGGAAGCACAAACUCGAUCGUGACGCAGCAAAGUUGCGUAGACUUGCUCGUGAACACGGACACUGGGGUCUUCGAGUUUAGGAAUCCGAACCUCGAGCGGCUAGUCGCGUUGACACCUGCGGACCGGAAGUGGAUGGACGGGAUCGUGCAGGCGGUGAAUGAGAGCUGGCUGGAGUCGGAGGAGGAUCAGUUGCGAUGCUCAUCAUCUAGCAGAUUCAAAGGCAGCGAUGACUAUCUGCGUGUUCAGUUCGAGGAGUAUAUCUCGUCUAUGCUGGCAUCCUUGCGAUACCAGGACUUCGUUGCAAAGGAGGGCGCGCCGAUUGCAGCCCCGGGCACGCCUGAUGCGACACCGUGGAUGGGUACGUGUCCGUCUCUGAACAGCAGUCAUCUUUCUGACUCAAUCAAAUUAGACUUCAACCCUCUCUGGUUGCAGGAGUUCAGGGGAACGAAUGCGUAUGAGUUAUGGGAACGUACGACUGACUCUUCUUUGUUUGACAUCGUCGAGCCAAGACAUCCCUGUGUCGACAAGCCGUCUGUUGUCGCCGACAUCGGUUUGCGACUGUCGGAGGGCAUUCAAGAAAUGAAACUCGACCAACAACUUGCCCCCGCACGAGAGGCCGUCACACGCACCCUCGCUAGCUCGUCAACGAACUUCUUGAACGCUGUGGCGGGCGUUCGCGAGCGCUGGAACGCACGACCCUCCGCGCCGCCGUCACCCAAUCCCGGUGCCAGCUCGUCGGACCUCAACGCUACGCCGGAAGAAGUCACGAAGGAGGAAGCGGAGGGGAGCGAUGCGCGACCACCGCUGGCGAACCGCACGUCGAGCUCGUCGUCGACGGGCACUCGGACGAGCCUGAGCGGCUGGGGCGCGUUCUUGUCGUCAAAGGCGCCCAGAUUCUCGUUUGGGAAGGGCCAGGAGGGGGCAGAGGGCCCGGCGGCGACGUCGCCAACGGGUCCGGAUGGCGAGCCGACGGCGGUCGACUUGGUGCAGAGUCCGACGAAGGAGACGAGCAAGGGCUCCGUGGAUAUCAAGUCGCCGGUGAGCGGGCGGUUCUCGUUCUUCACAAGAGCAAGCUCGACGAGCUCGGCGGCGUCGGUGAAGAGCACCUCAUCGAUGGACGCGGUGAAGAGCGUGGCGUCUGUGGAUGCGGCGGCCAGGCCUCUCUCGCCUCCUUCCAGCAGUCCUGCGUCGCCCGCGACACCGGUGGCCUCGUUGCCUACGGAUAAGGCGGACGUCAAGAUUGAGACCGAGCCUGCGAAGGUCGACACGCCAAAGCCCGCGCACGACGGUCAGGCAGCGUACGACGACAUCAAGCCGGUUCAAGACGACGUCAAGCCUGUCCACGGCGACAGCAAGGCGGACACGAAGCACGAUGUUGAGGACGAGGAGGAGGGCGCGUACACGGGGAUGGCUAUGUGA
Schizophyllum commune H4-8 is the source of this 2322-nucleotide messenger RNA. RefSeq lists its product as uncharacterized. The record is from RefSeq and is a predicted model, not a curated record. Gene Ontology annotation, cellular component: cytoplasm. The transcript has 13 exons. The coding region runs from base 1 to 2322 and encodes 773 amino acids. Lineage: Eukaryota; Fungi; Basidiomycota; Agaricomycetes; Agaricales; Schizophyllaceae.